AUGGAAUUUAUCACGGGUUUGCCCAAAGCCCAAGGCAGGGACUGUAUUUAUGUUGUGGUUGACAGAUUAACAAAAUUUGCUCAUUUCUUUCCUAUUUCAACCACAUAUACAGCAGCACAGGAACUAUUCAGAUUGAGUGGAACAGAGCUCACUCCUAGUACCAGCUAUCACCCACAGACAGAUGGUCAAACAAAGAUUGUUAACAAAUGGAUGACACCAUUCAUGGCUCUCUAUGGUUACGAGGCACCCAACUUUUUAUAUCUAUUACUUGGAGAUAGCAAAGUGCCCAAAGCCAAGGAUGUGCUUCAAGAGAGUCAGGAUAUACUAAAGACCUUAAAGGAAAAUAUUCAGAAGGCCCAAAAUCAGCAAAAGCAGUAUGCCAAUCAGCAUAGAGUUGAACAUUCUUUUGAGGUUGGAGAUAUGGUGUACUUGAUGCUACAACCAUACAGACAGUCCAUGCUCAGGAAGAGUGGUGCGGAGAAACUUAAGCCACGUUACUAUGGAUCUUUCAAGAUCAUUUAG
Molecule: messenger RNA, 522 nt
Organism: Cryptomeria japonica (Japanese cedar)
Lineage: Eukaryota; Viridiplantae; Streptophyta; Pinopsida; Cupressales; Cupressaceae
Exons: 3
Coding region: 1-522 (173 amino acids)
Source: RefSeq, a predicted model, not a curated record